Molecule: messenger RNA, 3040 nt
Organism: Aspergillus ochraceoroseus IBT 24754
Lineage: Eukaryota; Fungi; Ascomycota; Eurotiomycetes; Eurotiales; Aspergillaceae
Gene: argEF
Product: bifunctional acetylglutamate kinase/N-acetyl-gamma-glutamyl-phosphate reductase
Exons: 3
Coding region: 190-2880 (896 amino acids)
Biological process (GO): L-arginine biosynthetic process
Cellular component (GO): mitochondrion; mitochondrial matrix; cytoplasm
Molecular function (GO): N-acetyl-gamma-glutamyl-phosphate reductase (NADP+) activity; NADP+ binding; acetylglutamate kinase activity
Source: RefSeq, a predicted model, not a curated record
GGGCGAAGCAGUGCGGCAAAUUCCUUGCAAACUCAACACCGCCAACCAAACCCAUUUUUCCCUCAUAGUGACUCCUCCUCCAACACACCCCCCUUUGUUUUUAUACCUCGUCUAGCCCCUCCCUGACAAUUCCUCUCUUGGAAUCUCCUUCAGAUCCUUUUUGUCCCGAGCAACCACCGCAGCUGCCGCAUGUUGGCUGGUAAGAUGUUCUCCCUUCGCACCGCUGUGCGGAGAGCUUCCACCAGCAAGCCCCUCCGAGCGUUCUCCGCACCGCACGUCGUCUCUCUCAGGGCCUCUGCAGUUCCGUUGCUGCAGGGCCGCCACUAUUCCCGAGCCUCCGAUUCGCACCUGUCGUCCACCCGGUCCACCGUGGUUCAGCUGCUGAGCAACAUCGGCUCCAAGCGUGAGGUCCAGCAGUACCUCUCCCACUUCACCUCUGUUUCCUCCCAGCAGUUCGCUGUGAUCAAGGUCGGCGGCGCCAUUAUUACCGAGCACCUUGAGACCCUUUCAUCCGCCCUCGCCUUCCUGAACCAUGUCGGACUCUACCCCAUCGUCGUCCACGGUGCUGGCCCCCAGCUGAACCGCAUGCUCGAGGCUGCCGGUGUCGAGCCUCAGUUCGAGGAUGGUAUCCGUGUCACUGACGGCAAGACAUUGGCUCUUGCCCGCAAGCUCUUUAUGGAGGAGAACCUGAAGCUCGUGGAGGAAUUGGAGCGCAUGGGCGUGCGCGCUCGUCCUCUCACCGCGGGUGUCUUCCAGGCCGAUUACCUCGACAAGGAGAAGUACAACUUGGUUGGUAAGAUCAACGGUGUCAACAAGAAGCCAAUCGAGUCCGCCAUCGAGGCUGGUUGCCUCCCCAUCCUGACCUCCAUGGCUGAGACCCCCGAUGGUCAGGUCCUGAACGUCAACGCUGAUGUGGCUGCGGGAGAGUUGGCGCGUGCCCUUCAGCCCCUUAAGAUCGUCUACCUGGCCGAGAAAGGUGGACUUUUCAAUGGCGACACCGGUGAGAAGAUUUCCGCCAUCAACCUCGAUGAGGAGUACGACCACCUGAUGACCCAGUGGUGGGUGCGCCACGGCACUCGUCUGAAGAUCAAGGAGAUGAAGGAACUGCUCAGCGAUCUGCCCCGUACUUCCAGCGUUGCCAUCAUCCAUCCCGCCGACCUGCAAAAGGAGCUCUUCACCGACUCUGGUGCUGGAACUUUGAUCCGCAGAGGCAACAAGGUCCACACCAAAACCGCCCUCUCCGGGUUCGAAGACCUGGGUAAGUUGAAGGAUGUGCUGGUUCGCGACCGUGAGGGUCUGGAUGCCCGCGCAACCGUUGACCGCUACGUCGAGGGCCUCAAGGAGCGUGACUUCAAGGUUUACUACGAUGAGCCUAUGGAGGCCCUGGCCGUGGUCCUCCCCCCCCAGCAGGACGCCGUUUCCCCCGCCGCCCACCUGGCUACCUUUACUAUUACCAAGGCUGGCUGGUUAACCAACGUCGCCGAUAAUGUGUUUGCCGCUAUCAAGAAGGACUUUCCCAAGCUUGUCUGGACUGUGAAGGAGGAUGACGAGAACCUCACAUGGUUCUUCGACAAGGCCGAUGGCAGCUUAAGCCGCGAGAAUGAGGUUCUCUUCUGGUACGGCAUUGAGAGCGGCGAGGAGGUUAAGCAGCUGGUUCAAGAAUUCAACCAGCACGGCCGCCAGAUGUUUGGCGAUAUUAACCUCGAAUCGCGUCUGCACCGUGCUGCCCAAGCCGCUACCAACAUUGGUAAAGGGUUCGGUGCCAGCGGUGCCUCCGCUGAGCAGAAGCGUGCGUUCUCCUCUGCGAGCAAUGCGCUGCGCGCUGCUCGUUCUGGACGCCCUAUGGUCCCCGUGCAAACCGUCCGAACUUACGCCACCACCAACCCCAACCCCCCUCUCGGUGCGAAGAACAACUCCAACCCCAAGCCCUCCAAGGUUGCUCUCAUUGGAGCUCGUGGCUACACCGGUCAGGCCCUGAUCAACCUGAUCAAUGGUCACCCUCAACUGGACCUGCGCCAUGUUUCUUCUCGCGAGCUGGCUGGCAAGAAGCUGCAAGGCUAUGACAAGCGGGAGAUCAUCUACGAGAACCUGAGCCCCGAAGAUGUCAAGCGCAUGUCCGCCAAUGGUGAGGUCGACUGCUGGGUUAUGGCUCUGCCCAACGGUGUCUGCAAGCCAUUCGUCGAUGCAGUCGACCAGGGUGCCCAGGACGGAAAUGUCAUUAUUGAUCUGAGUGCCGACUAUCGAUUCGACCCUAAAUGGACCUACGGUCUGCCGGAGCUUAUCAGCCGCUCCAAGAUUGCCCAAGCUACUCGAAUUGCUAACCCAGGCUGCUAUGCUACCGCUGCUCAACUCGCCAUUGCCCCUCUUGUUCCCUACCUCGGUGGACAACCCACCGUCUUUGGUGUUUCCGGAUACUCUGGUGCUGGCACCAAGCCAAGCCCUAAGAAUGAUGUUCAGAAUCUCACGAACAACAUCAUCCCCUACAGUCUGACCGACCACAUCCACGAGAGGGAGAUCAGCGCUCAGCUUGGCACUUCCAUUGCCUUCAUGCCCCACGUUGCUGUCUGGUUCCAGGGCAUUAGUCACACAAUCAGCAUCCCUCUCAAGGAGACCAUGUCCUCCCGGGAUAUUCGCAACAUCUACCAAGAUCGGUAUGCCGGCGAGAAGCUCGUUAAGAUCGUCGGUGAAGCUCCUCUGGUGAAGAACAUCUCUGGCCGCCACGGUGUGGAGGUUGGUGCCUUUGCCGUCCACUCCAGCGAGAACCGUGUAGUGGUAUGCGCCACCAUUGACAACCUCCUGAAGGGUGCCGCGACCCAAUGUCUGCAAAACAUGAACCUUGCCCUCGGAUACGGCGAGUACGAGGGUAUUCCUCUUGAAUAGAUUUUUUUUAGCGUUUGAUAUAUAUAUCUAGCCUCGUACCAAACUGGUUGGUCUAGUUGAAUGGUAGGUAUGUGAGAUAAUUCGAAUCAGGGUCUGUUUUUUUAUUUAUAUUUCUUUUUUUUUCCCCUCCUUCCUUUUUUUUUUUUUUUUUUUUCUUUUU